Molecule: messenger RNA, 330 nt
Organism: Oppiella nova
Lineage: Eukaryota; Metazoa; Arthropoda; Arachnida; Sarcoptiformes; Oppiidae
Source: the annotation of a GenBank genome assembly
CUUUUAAUCCUUAGGUGUUAUGCCAUCCGUUAGCCGAAGAAUAUUACUUCAAGUCCAAUUCUCUCCACAAAUAUGGCUUCCAAGUCAGACCGUAGGGGCCCCCAUCGGCAAGCAUACCCACCGCCCAUUAGCUACUGGUUGAACGAUAGCUCCGUUAUAUUUGGCACAAAUAAUAGAUACGAUAUUAGUGUCAAAGAGAAGGGCUAUAAAAGACACUUAAGACUAACUAUUCGUGAACUACAAGAAAAGGAUUUAAAAGACUAUCACUGUUUUGCAAAGAAUGCAUUGGGAGAACAAAGGGCUACAAUUAAGCUCUACGGUCACCAUUGA